CGUAGCCACCCAGCUGCGGCCCCGGGAUUGGUGGGAGCCCGGGCGGCUGUGCGCGUUUCCCGAGGGGGCGUGGCAAGCCGGGGCUCAGCGGGACUGAGCUGGCGCCAUGGAGGAGUACGCUCGGGAGCCCUGCCCAUGGCGAAUUGUGGAUGAUUGCGGCGGAGCCUUCACGAUGGGAGUCAUCGGUGGCGGAGUCUUCCAGGCCAUCAAGGGCUUCCGCAAUGCCCCUGUCGGGAUUCGGCACCGGCUGAGAGGUAGUGCCAAUGCCGUGAGGAUCCGAGCCCCUCAGAUUGGAGGUAGCUUCGCAGUGUGGGGGGGCCUGUUCUCCACCAUCGACUGUGGCCUGGUGCGCCUGCGGGGCAAGGAGGACCCCUGGAACUCCAUCACCAGCGGCGCGCUGACUGGCGCGGUGCUGGCUGCCCGCAGCGGCCCCUUGGCCAUGGUGGGCUCAGCAAUGAUGGGGGGCAUCCUGUUGGCCCUCAUUGAGGGCGUUGGCAUCCUCCUCACUCGCUACACUGCCCAGCAGUUCCGCAACGCACCCCCGUUCCUGGAGGACCCCAGCCAGCUGCCCUCCAAGGAGGGGGCCCCGGCCUCGGGCUAUCACGGCUACCACUGAGGAAGUGACCGCCUCACCACCAUCCUGGGAGCUCCUCUUCGUUCUCCUCCCCGAUGAUCUACCUCGAAGGGAGGGCUGGCUCCCCGUUGGCCCUGGGACCCUCCAGAGAGGGCCUCUCCUCUCUGUUCCCUUGUCCCAGGGCGGGGUGGGGCACCCCAGCUGCCCCUCUCGCCGGGCACCCCAGCCCCACCCCAUACAUGUAACAAGCUCUUACCCCAGACUCUUCCUGUUCGCCCUGAUGAGUAUUUAAAGCCAGUUGUGAAAUGCC
Molecule: messenger RNA, 884 nt
Organism: Pipistrellus kuhlii (Kuhl's pipistrelle)
Lineage: Eukaryota; Metazoa; Chordata; Mammalia; Chiroptera; Vespertilionidae
Gene: TIMM17B
Product: translocase of inner mitochondrial membrane 17B
Exons: 6
Coding region: 107-616 (169 amino acids)
Biological process (GO): protein import into mitochondrial matrix
Cellular component (GO): mitochondrial inner membrane; TIM23 mitochondrial import inner membrane translocase complex
Molecular function (GO): transmembrane protein transporter activity
Source: RefSeq, a predicted model, not a curated record